This is a messenger RNA of Aspergillus ibericus CBS 121593, 1005 nucleotides long. Its product is annotated as aldo/keto reductase. Gene Ontology annotation, cellular component: cytoplasm. The record is from RefSeq and is a predicted model, not a curated record. The transcript is spliced from 3 exons. NCBI's taxonomy places the organism in Eukaryota, Fungi, Ascomycota, Eurotiomycetes, Eurotiales, Aspergillaceae. Bases 1 to 1005 code for a protein of 334 amino acids.
AUGUCCACCCCCACCCGCCCCCUGGGCCGCAACGGCCCCCUCAUUCCCCGUAUCGGCCUCGGCGCCAUGAGCCUCGGCGGUGCCUACGGGCAACAAAACACGCUCGACGAAAAACUCUCCUUCCUCAGCCACGCGCACUCCAUCGGACAACGCUUCUGGGACACCGCAGACGUGUACUUCUCCAGCGAAGCCGUGAUCGGGGAAUGGUUCAAGCGAACGGGUAAACGGGAGGACAUCUUCCUCGCGACGAAAUUUGGCCUCGCGUAUCCGGAUAUGAGGCAGGAGAUUCGCUCGGAUCCGGAGUACGUAAGGGUAGCGUGUGAGAGGAGUUUGAGUGUGUUGGGGGUCGAGACGAUCGAUUUGUUGUAUUGUCAUCGGCUGGAUGGGGUUACGCCUGUUGAGAAGACGGUGGAGGUUAUGGUGGAGUUGAAACGGGAAGGAAAAAUCCGCUACCUAGGUCUAUCGGAAGUAUCCGCGCGAACGUUACGACGCGCGCACGCCAUCCAUCCCAUCACCGCCGUGCAGGUCGAAUAUAGUCCGUUUUGCUUGGAUAUUGAAUCCCCGCAGUGGGAUUUACUGCGCACGUGUCGUGAACUCGGGGUUGCGGUUGUGGCGUAUAGUCCCAUGGGUCGGGGGUUAUUGACGGGUCAGUUCCAGUCUGGGGAUGAGCUGGGGGAACGUGAUUUCCGACGCAUGAUUCCGCGGUAUUCGGAGGGGAUGGAGCGGAUUCUGGGCCUCGUGGAGAGGUUCAAGGCUAUUGGGGAGGUGCAUGGGUGUACCCCGUCACAGGUGGCGUUGGCGUGGUUGUUGGCGCAGGGACCGGAUGUUUUUCCUAUUCCUGGGACCAGGACGGUCAAGUUUUUGGAGGAGAAUGCAGCGGCGGUGGAGGUGGUGUUGAGUGAGAGUGAGGUGAGAGAGAUUAGGGAGUUGGUGGAGAAGGCGGGGUUUGAGGGGGAGAGGUAUCCUGAUGGCAUGCCGAUAUUUCUGGAUACGCCGGAGUUGUAA